AUCCUAUGAUACGUCAGCAGAGGAGGCAGAGCCGUGGGUGAAAAGCGCCAAAAAGCUUAAUGGCGCGCUAAAGAAGAUUAAGUCCGAAAUCGAACGAAGAUUGAAAAAAAUAGAGAAACGACCGACUUUCAUAAAUGCAUUGUCCUACUUGAAAGACCCAGGAAGGAUCGAUGGUCUAAAGAAGGAUUUUGACAAAUCAUUGGCAUCGUUUCAGCUCAGGACGAACUUAAUAACUAGCGCCAAAUUAGCGGCCAUUGAACGUCGUCAACAGGACGACAAAAUUCUCGAUAGUCUCCGAUGCCUCAUGUCGCCCACGAUGAUUCCACCCAGGCGUGCCUAAAGACACUAGGGUUGAUCUCAUUGAGCGUAUCAUGACAUGGUGUCGCAACACACGGGAUAGCGAGAACCGGCUAAUGCUGUUGACUGCUGUGGCUGGCGCUGGCAAGACUUCAAUUGCACUCACGAUAGCAGAAAGAUGUGCCAGUGACGAGGAUGUUACCCUAUUAUUACAAUACUUCUUCAAAGAGGGCGAACGGUCGCGGCCCGAUAUUGUAUUCAGCGGCAUAGCUCGAGCGCUUGCAGACCAUGAUCCCGUUUACCGCACUUUCAUUACUUCUGCUCUUCGGAAAGACCCUAGUCUCUCAACAACUUCAUUCGCGACGCAAUUCAAGAAAUUGGUCGCUCCGGCUCUCCUCCAUAAACCUCCGCCUUCCGACCAUCCGAUGGUGAUCAUCCUCGACGCAUUGGAUGAAUGUGACAAAGAAGUGUUCGAAUCCCUUGCCGAAAUCCUUGGGGAGGAAGUGCCCAAGCUACCAUCUUCCGUAAAAUUCUUUCUCACAUCGAGACAAUUUGAUCUCGUGAAUCGCUACCUCUCCCCCGAUUACCCUAUCUAUCGCCUCACUAUCAAUCUCUCGGACGAGACAAAUGUGCAAGAUUAUUUACGGUCCAAUCUUCGGGACGAGGAUAAAACGGUACAGGAGAUCUUGGGACGAGCAAACGGCUUGUUCAUUUGGAUCAGCACGAUCUUUCGCUACAUGAAGAUGGCGAACAAGGAUCCCAUGAGGACACUAGAGAGCCUGCUCGACACAGGUGCCAAACAACCUGAUGUCCCUGCUGAGAAGAUGAUGGAUAACUUGUAUACGAGCAUCUUGAAGAAGUGUGCUUGGGAGGAUGAAGAUUUUGCGGAUGAUUACCCAAUCGUGAUGGGAGCAAUCCUCGUUGCACAGCAGCCUCUAUCCAUCACAGCCUGGGAUGCAAUUUUGUCGCCUUCCCUCAAGUCUUCUGUGCGAUAUACGUUGGCUGAACUUGCUCCUCUCCUCUCAGGAGUUGAGGAUUCCCACAUUCCGGUUCGCAUCUUACACCAAUCUCUCCGAGACUUUGUUGAACUCUGCUCUAUAAAGGGCUUAGGACUGAUUGAAAACUUGUCCGAAAGAGAUGAAAUGCCAUGUAUUCCUCCAAAGGAGUUAUCUGAGCACUUUCAAUAUGCAUGUCGCUACAUCGUUCAUCAUCUCAGUGGGGUCCAGGAACCGUCACAGGAGCUUUCUGAAUCAGUUGCGACUCGCUGGGUGGAAGUCUGCGUGAGAAUGGAAAGCUACAUCAGUAUUUCGUUACUCCCUGAGUGGACUAAGUUGGCUGUUGAUCAUAGGUCGAAAGGCUCUGUCAGUGCACUGGCUAAUGCGCUUACCAAGCUUCCGUGGAAUUUGAUAUUUCAUUCAAGAUUCCAGGAGGCAUAUGAGGCAGCAAAUGAUUCCGUUGUACUUUGCCGUUACCUUUUUUCUGUGGACUCGGGUUCUCACUCAACAGUCUAUAUUGCUCUUUCCAAACUCGGACGGCACUCGGAGGCGCUCCCAUUCAUCGAAGAAAGCCUAGUUGCUGUUAACCCAGGAUCAUACACCCCAGAUUUGGCCAGUCACUCAACAUCUAUAUUCGCUCUUUCCAAUCUCGGACGGCACUCGGAGGCGCUCCCAUUCAUUGAAGAAAGCGUCAAACUCCGCCGACAGCUAGUUGCUGUUAACCCAGGAUCAUACACCCCGAAUUUGGCCAUGUCACUCAACAAUCUAUAUUUGGCUCUUUCCAAUCUCGGACGGCACUCGGAGGCGCUCCCAUUCAUUGAAGAAAGCGUCAAACUCCGCCGACAGCUAGUUGCUGAUCAUACACCCCAUUUGGCCAUGUCACUCAACAAUCUAUAUUUGGCUCUUUCCAAUCUCGGACGGCACUCGGAGGCGCUCCCAUUCAUCGAAGAAAGCGUCAAACUCUACCGACAGCUAGUUGCUGUUAACCCAGGAUCAUACACCCCAAUUUGGCCAAAAGCGAUCAUACACCCCGAUUUGGCCAUGUCACUCAACAAUCUAUAUUUGGCUCUUUCCAAUCUCGGACGGCACUCGGAGGCGCUCCCAUUCAUCGAAGAAAGCGUCAAACUCUACCGACAGCUAGUUGCUGCACUCCCAUUCAUCGAAGAAAGCGUCAAACUCUACCGACAGCUAGUUGCUGUUAACCCAGGAUCAUACACCCCGGAUUUGGCCAUUCACUCAACAAUCUAUAUUUGGCUCUUUCCAACUCGGACGGCACUCGGAGGCGCUCCCAUUCAUCGAAGAAGGUCAAACUCACCGACAGCUAGUUUCGUUAACCCAGGAGUAAUCACCCCAAAAUUGGCCAAGUCGCUCAAGAACCUACGUAAUGCUCUCUCCAAUCUCGGGCGUCAUUCAGAGGCACAAAUGGUCCAUAUCUGAGUGUGCUUUCCUUAUCAUUGCAUUUCUCAGUUUCGCUGCCUGCACAUGGCAGGCAAGCUUGAAUUGGAUGUUCGGCUUGAGGACACACAUCCAACCUCAAUUUUUUUUGAUUGAAAACUAAUCCAUAAAAUAUAUAUGGAGUUCACUUGCCGCUACACCCAUAACAAAUCACAGUCGCAUCAUGAUUUUACAAUUUUUACUAUCAAGAAUACUCACCCCUUUCUCUAGCACAUUUUUACUCCUCAUCGCUGACGCAUGUACUGGUCCAUGUUUCUGCAUUCCACCACAAGCGAUGACUCACGUUGAGGUUCGGAUGGAUGAUGAUGUUGGCGCAGUGGUAGUGACUUGGGAUAUCCGAGCUUGAUUCGAUAGUGCUAUCUCGAUAAGCAAUACACGUACCUGUCGAAUCAC
Molecule: messenger RNA, 3140 nt
Organism: Cantharellus anzutake
Lineage: Eukaryota; Fungi; Basidiomycota; Agaricomycetes; Cantharellales; Hydnaceae
Exons: 14
Coding region: 372-2729 (785 amino acids)
Molecular function (GO): protein binding
Source: RefSeq, a predicted model, not a curated record